AUGCCAGACCAUGGUAAGCUCUCUUCUGGAGGUCUUUCAGAUUGCCUUGAUUAUCCCUUUGUCUUUUUUCUGCUGCUCAGGUUAUUGUUACUGCUAAUUACCUUUUCACUGGGUGUUUUAAACAUAUGCUAUGUUUUUGUAGCGUUGUGGAAAGAUAGGAUUCAGGCAGUUGGUAAGAGCAGCAGUCUUUAUUUUCUAGUGAUAGGUGGCGUUUUCUUGUGGUUGCUUGUUGGCUCGCACAGGAAGCCUCUAUGGAACCCCCAGAGGGACAAACUAGGGAUGACAGUUACAGGAACCACCUAGUGGUUGUUCUCUUGCACUACAACAUUUAAAUCAUGCCAUUGUGUGGCUUAUGGACAUGUGACUUAUAAGGCAUUGUCACUCACAGGCCAGCUCUUUUUAAAAUUGCAGUGUGAGGAGGAAGUCCCAGGUUUGAUUUUUUGCUGCACACAUGUGAGUCAUAAAAAGCUUUAAUGGUGCAAUUGCACCUCUUUAACUUACUACCCUGGUUCAGCGUCCCAGGUGUUUACUUGCACAAGUGCACUCCACAGCUGUUGAUAAGUACAACAGUCAUUGCUCCAGAACUUACCCACCCUUUGCGUAGCUCAGCAGACAGCAACAUACUCAAAAAAGAAACCACCAGAGCAGCAGACAUAAGGAUGCACUGCUGCUGUGCUAUCUUUCGUAAAUGCAACUGAAUUUCAAGUUUCCUUUGACAAAUGAAUGUGAAUUGAUUUUCUAUUAGUCUAUUUCUACUAUAUAGUAUCAUGAAUGAUAACAUAUCAGAUUUAGGGUGCAGGCAGGUGUAAUGUAAAGAGACAACUUGCAGGAGGUCCCUUAGCCAAGGGACUAAGUCUGGCUUCCAUCCUUGGUUUGCAUUUUGAAUGACAGGUAUUGCACACCACCCCAGUCUCUGAGCAAUGCGAGAUUACGGGGGUUCCACACACUUAUUCAGGGCUUGUGUUUCUUUUGGAAUGAGAGACAGUGGAGAAUGUGGUGUCUCUACGUUAUAUGGUUUACUUACACAUAUAUUCAACCUGAGCCUACAUGUAGAGGUUCACAGCAUUAACACCCCCCCAAUGGUCUUGCUCCUCUCAUAGCCACAGCCUUGUAUUCCAACAGAAAUCAGGCAUGGUUCUGUCUCCCAGCUGCCCAGCUUGCAGCCUUGCUUCUACUUGCUAGUUCACAUAACUCUCAACUCUGCCCUUUGUCUUUCUAACUACCAGUGAGUUGAAGGGGGGGGGGUCACCCCUUAUUCAUCUGGUACAGAGCCACUUCCUUUGUUACCUUAAUGACCCAUACUUACCUCAUCAGGAAGCUAGCCUGGUUCCUCCAGGAACUGAGUCUGUGCUGGAUCCAGAAAUUAGAAGGAGGCUCAGGCAUACAGACUACACAUACUAAUACAUACCCCCCCCCAAAAAAACUCAUAACACUAGUUUCUUCAGUUUCCCCCCUCACACAUGCUCCAAGCAGGCUGCCCACCUUUUAAUUUUAUUUUAUUUUUAAAUCUGCAUGUACUCGGGUAAGUAAGUUGUUGUUUUGCCUUGUUAAUUAAGAAAAUGAUUUUUUUUAACAAACAAACAAACAAACACUAAACUUCCAUAGGGAAUUCUGAGGACGUUUCAUGGUAACAGGGGACGCGGGUGGCGCUGUGGGUUAAACCACAGAGCCUAGGACCUGCCGAUCGAAAGGUCGGCGGUUCGAAUCCCCGCGGUGGGGUGAGCUCCCGUCCUUCAGUCCCAGCUCCUGCCUACCUAGCAGUUCGAAAGCACCCCUAAGUGCAAGUAGAUAAAUAGGGACCGCUUUCUAGCGGGAAGGUAAACGGCGUUUCCGUGUGCGGCGCUGGUGCUGGCUCGCCAGAUGCAGUUUAGUCACGCUGGCCACGUGACCCGGAAGUGUCUUCGGACAGCGCCGGCUCCCGGCCUCUUGAGCGAGAUGAGCGUGCAACCCUAGAGUCGGUCACGACUGGCCCUGAUGGGCAGGGGUACCUUUACCUUUACUUUCAUGGUAACAAAAGGCGCUAGCUGCACCAGGUCUGUCUUCACCGGAAAUUGUACUACUGUCACCUUUACUUUUUUUAGGCUGACCCUUGUUAAGCCUUGUUCAAAUGAGAUUGACCCAGGGUUGCUCAAACAACACUUUUCUGUUCCAAAGGUUUAACAGUGACUGCUGUGAAAGACUCUGGAGAGUGGAACUUGGAGGCUGGAGCCCUCGUGCUGGCUGAUGGAGGACUUUGCUGUAUUGAUGAGUUUAACAGCAUCAAGGAACACGACAGAACCAGCAUUCACGAGGCAAUGGAACAACAGACCAUCAGCGUGGCCAAGGCUGGGUAAGUAAUUUUUUUUUUAAAAAGGGCCAUGGAUGCUAAUUUAUUUCACCACUUUUGUAUUGUUGUUGCAUGAGGGUCUGCUCAAACAAACUUUGUAGGUUUUCAAAGAAGCCAGAAACCUGCAGUCCAUUUUCCAGAAGGGAAAGCAGAAUGAGCAAUGGACCUUCUUUUAAACUCUCUAGGGAAUUUAUUUAUUUAUUAAUCUGCUUCCAGCCUAACUGGCGUAUGCCCAGGAAUAUACAUGAAACCAGAAAGCUAAGAAGUAUAAAAUUCCAUCCCAGCAAAUCUCAAAAUUUUAGCUGUUAUGACAAGGUAUUAGCCAUUGCAGUCAGUGCUAAGUACUUCCAUCAAUUUUCAGACCUCUACCAGGUAGGGAAAAACACAGCUUCUAUUGACUGGCUGUUCAUUCCCUUUUUGUCUCACCACCUUCCCAACUUCCCGCAGUGAAGAGGUGAAACUUAUCCCUACAAUUGAUGAGCUCUGCAGCCCCAUAGUCGCCUUUGACUGGACUUAUUCAUCCAAGGAUCCUUUACCUUUUACCUUACUAGGGAGCAUGCCCCACUGAACAUAGUGGGGCUUGGCUUCUGAGUAAACAUUCAUAAGGUGCAAGAGCUAAGUGUACUUGUCCAGCUUUUACAAGCCACAAAAAUGGGAGGGAAUUAUAUUCUUUGACCCUAUGUUUGCAUCUUAUUGUACCAGUACUAGACCAGACAUAUACACAACUUUAAAAUGACCACUAUUGGGAACUAUUUUCAGUGUUGUUUUUUUAAAAAAAGGAAAACCAUUUUUAGUCAGGAGAGCAAUGAAACAGUUGUUUUGUGCUGCAGGUGGAAUUUUAGACCUUUCCUCCAUUCCAAGUAUGUGUUCUGGGGCUGCAACCUUUCACUUCCAUAUUUAGACAUCCUUAAGGCAUUGCAGAGUGGGGGUCAACUCUUGAUUUCUUUUUUGAAUCUGUGUUGUUACUGGCUAAGAGUCAAAAUACUUUUCCCAUGUUAUGUACUACAAAUAUGAAAGCUAAGAUUCUUGGUGCUGUACUUGCUCCCUCUCAUUACAAUGAGGUAAGAGCGAAGAUGGCACCAACUGGAAAUAGAUCACUUCGAAGUCAGAUUUAGAACAGCUGUCUAAAUGUCUGCACUGAGAGAGUUAUGCUUACUUGGACAAAACAUCCUUCUGUAGCUCUGAAAACAAACCUCGGGUCAAGGUCAAAUGAAUUAAGGGAUGGGGGGGGGAGAAAUUGCACCAUACUAAAUGUUGUUAUAGACACCGUUCUUAUGAUCGUGGUAGUUUGUAUAGUGAGAUUGUGUACAUUUGCAAACAUCUGUGUAUUUAUGAGUGUGCCUGCAAGUGGAAGAACACAGGCAUGUCUGUGCAUCAAACAGGUGUAUGUGUGCAAGUGGCAGAGACAACAGUGUAAGAGAGUUUGCAUUUGCCUGCGUAGGAGAGAGCAUGCAUUUUCCCCCCCAGUGUUAAGAUUGUCAACUUUUGAUCUAAAAAAUCCUUCCCCUCCCCACCCCGGUGAUGCUACGUAGUGAGACCUUCUGGUAGAUUGUAGAAGAGGGAGGAUGGAGCUGGGUGGGUUAUGAGCAGAAUCUGGAGUAUUCAGGUUUUUAAAAUUGGCUUUUCAGACUUUAGUUUUAGCUACCUGACAAAGCAAGCUUACUGAUCUAAUGCUGGCUGAUUAGCAACUCUAGUUUACUGCCAAUUAAAAUUAUAGAUGUGGCCUCCAGUCCAGACAGGGCUCCUUGCUGGCCCUUGAUCUUAUCUGUUAUCUAUAUUUGCAGUUCAUCACAUUCAUCCAAAACCACACUUUAUUUGCAUUAGGUUCCGCAAACCUUUCUAGCUAGUUUGUCACCUCAUUUUUUCUCUCAUCCGUUCAGCCUAUGUGAAAUUUCUGAAGGGAAGUUUCAAAAUGGAAAGUACCUGAAAGUGGUCCUUUGGGCAGUGGGGUGGUGGCAUAACAUAGUUCUGUGUCAAUAUCAAUCAUGUUUCUCUUCAGUUUAGUGUGCAAGCUGAACACAAGGACCACUAUCUUGGCAGCAACCAAUCCAAAGGGGCAGUAUGACCCUAAUGAAUCUGUCUCUGUGAACAUCGCCCUUGGCAGCCCUCUCCUUAGCAGGUUCGACCUUGUCCUGGUAUUGCUGGAUACAAGAAAUGAAGAAUGGGAUCGCAUAAUUUCCUCAUUCAUACUGGAAAACAAAGGUAGCAGUGGCUUUUGCAAUCAGUUAUAGAGAAUAUAUCUGAAUCUCUACACUACCUAGCCUACAUAUCCAUUUGUGCUCAUGCAGAAUAAGUGCACCAGAGGGUUGGAGCGAACGACAGCGUAGUUAUUAUGAAGUCUAUUGAUUUCUACUCUGUGUCUUAUUUUGUUAAUGCAGUUCUUUCUGCAAACUCUUCUCAUGCAGCUUGCCCAAGUGUGUCUGAAAAGCUGUGGACUAUGGAAAAAAUGAAAACAUAUUUCUGCCUUAUAAAGAACCUGCAGCCGGUAUUGACUGAUGAAAGCAACUUGAUUCUUGUCCGCUAUUAUCAGAUGCAGAGGCAGAGCGAUUGCAGGAACGCUGCGCGAACCACCAUCCGCUUAUUAGAGAGUUUGAUACGAUUAGCUGAAGGUGAGAGCUUGGGUUUCCUCUUCCUUUUCUAGCGCUUACAUCACACAAAAUAAAUUGGGAAACGUUUCAUGGCAGUGCUGGAACCAGGUCAUGCAGCUGAUUGGACUAAACUCCUAGGUGCAUGUUUGAAUGCUCCAGGGGCUACAACAAAUGCUUGUUUCUGUUGGCACUCAGUAUGGUGAACCUCUAAGAGGGUUUUAUCCAGUGCAUAUAGGGUUUCCAUGCCCCAGCAUUGUAUGCUGUAGCUAGGCUAUGGCCACUCUGGCUUGCAAAUGUUGUAACAUGGAUUGAGAGGCUUUUAAAUACUACACCCACCACCAGGAGCCCUAAUAUGGGUAAGUAGUGCUUCAGUUGGUGGGUGUAAGUAAGCGCCUGGAACCCCUGGAAUCUUGCACCACUCAGAGGUUGGGGUGGUGUGCAACAGUACUUUUUAAAGAUUUAAAUCAAAAACUUUGCUAGUGUAAUUCCAUUAUCGCUUUCUAUCUAGAGCUUUCUUUUUUUUAUUUUUAUAAUAUAUUUAUUAAGAUUUUUUAAAAAGAUUACAAUAAAAAUGAGAAAGAAAGAAAAAAAUGACAAAAAUACAAAAUAAAAAUAGUUAAAAACACACAGAUUUUCCAUUACUUAUUUUCCUUUGACUUAUUUCCCGGACCUCCUCAUACCUCCCUUUUUGUAUUCCACUUCAAUCUGUUGGUUCAGCAAAUCCUUUAAAAGUAAUAAUAUUAAAUUUUUACCUAUUUAUAACCCUUUUUCAUAUUCCCUUAAAGCAUUACAGCUGGAAACCACUUAAUUACUAUCCAACAUCAUUCUAACAUUCAUUAAUUUUACAAUAUUUCUGUAGACAAUCUUUGAAUUUCUUCCAAUCUUCUUCCACCGAUAGAGCUUUCUAAAUAGGUGGCAUAUGCAUUUAAUAAAUUUAACCUAACCAUCUGCUCAUCAGUUUCAGCAACAUUUGUUGUUGUUGUUUGUUUUUAGCACAUGCUCGGUUGAUGUUUAGAGAUACUGUGACUGUGGAAGAUGCAGUAACCGUGGUUUCAGUGAUGGAGUCUUCAAUGCAGGUGAGUUUCCUUGUAGAGACUGGCAGCUGAAACAGUUCUUUGUGGUACAUGUGAUCGGAAGCAAGCUUCACAAUGCAACAAGGAGACCACGUUUCCACACCUCAGAACUAAUCUUCAACAAUUCCUAACAUUAGCCCUCAGUUUUGUACAUUUGAGCCUGUAAAUAAUAUGUCUUCUGCUUCUACGUCCUACCACCGUUCUGCGUCUACUGUCCUACCACCACCACUACUGAAACCAUGAUGGUGAGCAAGGCAUCAGGGAAGAAGGAGAGCCUUGUGCAGGCAGAAUGGAAGGUCCCCGUGCGUGUCAUUGUGCCCACACACUCUGCACUGAAGAAGGGUGCAAAUGCCUGUUUUUAUAAGCUAAAGAUACAGGGUUAGUUUGAUAGCAGUUUUAUUCAGUGCUAAAAAACCUGCCUAUCUGUGUGCUGUGUCAUAUAACCCUUUUAACAGCAUAUAGGUUUACACACAGACAUAUCUAAUUAAAGUUCAUUUGCAUUGUAUUUCUCUCUUCUUCUUUCCUGUAGGGAGGUGCACUCCUUGGAGGUGUCAAUGCACUGCACACAUCAUUUCCUGAAAAUCCACUGGAGCAGUAUCGAAUGCACUGUAAACUGAUCCUCGAGAAGCUGGAACUCCAGGACAUUCUGCGUGAAGAAUUCCAAAGACUUGACAGGUGAUAAACAUUUAUACGGGAGGCAAAAAAAGCCUUUGUAAUUCACAGUGGAUUCAGGCAACACAUGUGCUAUUGCAAUAGGCAGUAGCAUAGGAUGGCCACUAAUAAACUUACUGUCCAGGGUAUCAAAGUGAAGACGCAUGGUGCCGAAUAAUAACUCUGUAAUUAGACAGUUGCUUACAUUUACUUAUAUGCUUAUCAAAAUAAAUAAUUAGGGCUGUGAACCCAAACAUAGAUGGAGCAGAUCCUGCAUUUCAUAGGAUCAGGGAAGGGGAAAAUAUAGUUUAUUUUUGUAAAAUAUAUUUUGUUUUUGUUUUGCAGAUUGCAGAAUGAAAAUUCGUCUCAGUUUCUGCAGUCCAAAGAGGCAUCCUCAAACAAUCGCACACUUGAGAAACCGGAGCAGAUGUCUCGUCCACAACAUUCAGACCAAGAGGGCAAUAAUAUACAAUUGCAACCUGAUAAGUUUCCAACAUUCUCAAGCAGCCAGACAUCUGAUGAUAACAGACUAACAAAGGAAUGGGGCAAACCCAGUGAAUGCAGCAAGGACAGUAGCUUGAGCUGGUUUGACAGUAUGACAGACAGCAGCACUGAAGCUGAGAAGAGCAUUUAUGAGUCUCCAGUUGCAAGAAUGUCUCCAACUGCAAGAACGUCUUUGAAAGCCCCACACAACAAACCCUGCUCUAAAGAAAGAAAUGACUUAAGUGAAGCCAAGCAAACCACACCAACAACAAUAGCCCUGGGAAAUGCCUGCAGACAGGCUGCCUCUAGUCUUGAUGGGGGGAAGGCAACCAAGCCCACAAGCUUACCUUCAGGAGCAAGUGACAAAGGCCCAAAUGCAGCGGAUUGUACCUCACCUGAUUUAGUGAUUACUCACAGGGCCUCUAAGAAAUGGCACAGGGAAAACAUUGAAGGAGUUAAUGGGUUUUGUGCAAGUACCCCAGAUCCUAAGGUUGAGUGUUCUCCAACUUUAUUUUCUCCUGGUCCAGCCGUUGUUCCACAACACCCCAGAACAGACUUGGGUGCUUCCCCACCUCACAGCGCAUUUUUAAGGCAACAGAAGUCUGCUACUUCAACCAGAAAGCGAAACAGAGGCCAAACAAAUAAAGGUGCAGCAGGAAGUUCUACUAAACCUGAAAUCCUGGAAGAUUUGGGACCUGCGGCUGCUAAACUAGCUAAGUUUCAGCGUAAGCAGAAGCCAAAGCUUGCUUGGCCUUCUGAAAAUGAAAAUCAUGCCCAAUUGCCUGAUACUGUCUGCAGCCCUCACACUUCUACCAAAACCGUGUCAAAAGUGGGGAAGCCAAGGGGAGAAGACUGUCCUGAGAAACACUACAAGGAACACAAUAUUAAGGUGGGAAAUAAUAGAAUGGAGAAACGCCCUUGUGAUAACCAAAGAGAGGAGGAGGAGCAAAACGAUAAUUCACUCCCUUCCUCCACAAAAAAGGCAAGAAUGAGAGAGGAAAUAUCAGAUGGUGCGGACACGAAAAAAGUGUGCUCUAGCAUACUGGCAAAAUUAGCCAGCUUUGCCUUCAAGCCAUCAGCUGAAUCAAAGCCAAGGUCUCCAGGUUUGUUGCAUGUCACCAGUAAUGACAGAGACAGACAGAGGGAGCCAUUGGAGACCCAAACCUCCAAUAGCGUGGGGCACUCAAGGAAAUGCUUUGAACUGGAAAGAGCCAGCACUGGGACAGGAAAAUCUUUGUUCUCAAUAGCUGAUUUUGAUGAUUCCACCCUAGACUUUGACUGGGAUGAAGAGAGCAAGAGGAAACUCAAAUCUUAA
Messenger RNA from Podarcis lilfordi (Lilford's wall lizard), 8436 nucleotides. NCBI's taxonomy places the organism in Eukaryota, Metazoa, Chordata, Lepidosauria, Squamata, Lacertidae. The record is from the annotation of a GenBank genome assembly.